Messenger RNA from Caenorhabditis bovis, 909 nucleotides. The record is from the annotation of a GenBank genome assembly. Lineage: Eukaryota; Metazoa; Nematoda; Chromadorea; Rhabditida; Rhabditidae.
AUGACGAAAACUGGAGGCGUCCGAAAAAGGAAGAAGCAACGAGUCAGCGCUGACUUAACUGAAUCAACCACACAAUCGGAAGAAAAUUCGGGAACAAAAGCGAAGAAAAAUGGAAGGAAAAAGAAGAGCAAAGUAGGGAGCGGAUCGGGAGAAACUGGAAGUACGGAAGCGCAAAAGCCAGAAGGUAACACGAAAAAAGUGGUAUCAAUGAGUCCUGCUGGUUCGGCUGAAUCGAUGACUUAUUCGGAGGAUAUGUCGAGCAAAAAGGAGCCCUUGUGCUUGAAUCCACAGCGAAAAAGAUUAGAACAACUUCAUGAGAGCGAUCCAAUAGCCAUGAAAUUUAGUGAUCCUAGUGCAGAACUGGUUCAGCCAAUUGAAGAAGUUUCCGCCGAAGAUUUUGAAGGAGAGGUCGCUGGAAUCAAAAAUGAGCAACUGAAACUCUUGACAAUUGAGAAACUUCGACUAACGCGAGCCCUUAGACGCGUUAACAUUGACGAAACAUAUCUAAAAAAGUGGUUCGAGAACGUUUCAAAGCGAUUCGAUAAAUAUGAGAGCAUAAUGGAUAAGAUUGAGGAGGUUGUUAACGAAUACCACAAGAAAAGAGAGAAAAGUAUGGAAGAUAUUGUGAACAGUAUGAGACCAUUGACAGCUCAUUGGAAGACGAACGAGGAGUUACUGAAAAGAUUACAGCAAAAUAUGAAAAAUUGUGGUCUCCUCAGUCUAUCGCAUAAGGCGCUUUUCGAUGAUGUCGUUCACUAUACAGUAUCAUUCCUUCGGAAAGUUCUGUUCACAAUGGCGUGGAUUCGUGAUAUUUUGUUCACACCAACUGAUGACGAUCGAAGACGUGUUGAGAAUAGUUUAAAAUCCGAUAUUGGGGGUUCGAGGAGUGCGGAAUUUGUGCGGAGUUAG